AGCAUAUAUAAAUAGCCCCUACACAAAGUAGUGCCAAAAAACGCAUCAUAUAAAUAUAUCAAAUCUAUAUAUCUCUUGUUGUAGUCUUAGACAUGGGUAACACAGAUUAUGCAUACCCUUCGGGUAUGAACGUGCACCGUGUGGCCAUUCCACCUCCACAAUCCUUCUUGAAGUCUCUAAAGUACUCUUUGAAAGAAACGUUCUUCCCAGAUGACCCAUUGAGGAAGUUCAAGAACCAGCCAGCCUCUAAGAGGUUGUUGCUUGGACUUGAGUACUUCUUCCCAAUCUUCGAGUGGGCACCACAAUACACUCUUCAUUUCUUCAAAUCAGACCUCGUAGCUGGCAUCACCAUUGCUAGUUUGGCUAUUCCUCAAGGCAUCAGUUACGCAAAGCUAGCUAAUCUGCCUCCCAUUCUUGGACUUUAUUCGAGCUUUAUACCGCCAUUGAUUUAUGCGAUGAUGGGGAGCUCAAGGGAUUUGGCAGUGGGAACUGUGGCGGUUGGGUCGCUUCUCAUGGCUUCCAUGUUGGGUCGAGAGGUUAAUUACAACGAGAACCCAAAGCUUUUUCUCCACUUGGCUUUCACAGCUACAUUCUUUGCUGGAGUUUUGCAGGCAUCACUCGGUCUAUUUAGGUUAGGGUUUAUCGUGGAUUUUCUGUCACAUGCAGCCAUAGUAGGGUUCAUGGGGGGAGCAGCCACAGUGGUUUGCCUGCAACAGCUAAAAUCAAUUCUAGGUCUUCAACAUUUCACCCAUGAUGCAGAUCUCGUGUCAGUAAUGCGCUCUGUUUUUUCACAAACUCAUGAGUGGAGGUGGGAAAGCGCUGUGUUGGGUUGCUGCUUUAUCUUCUUCCUUCUCGUCACAAGAUACUUCAGCAAACGACGACCGAAGUUCUUCUGGGUGUCAGCAAUGGCACCACUAAUGUCCGUUAUACUGGGAAGUCUUCUGGUUUAUCUCACUCACGCCGAGAAGCACGGCGUUCAAGUGAUAGGAGAAUUGAAGAAGGGGUUAAAUCCACCUUCGGUGAUGGAUUUGGUGUUUGUGUCGCCUUAUAUGGGUACAGCCAUAAAAACUGGGCUUGUCACUGGCAUUAUUGCGCUUGCUGAAGGAAUAGCAGUGGGAAGAAGCUUUGCAAUGUUUAAGAAUUACCAUAUUGAUGGCAAUAAAGAGAUGGUAGCUAUUGGAACCAUGAAUAUUUUCGGUUCGUUCACCUCUUGCUAUCUCACCACAGGACCAUUUUCACGUUCAGCUGUGAACUACAAUGCUGGGUGCAAGACUGCAGGAUCAAACAUUGUAAUGUCAAUUGCAGUAAUGUUGACAUUGUUAUUCUUGACACCCCUUUUCCAUUAUACUCCCCUAGUGGUGCUAUCAGCCAUAAUUGUAUCUGCAAUGCUUGGACUCAUAGAUUAUCAAGCAGCCAUUCAUUUGUGGAAAAUCGACAAAUUUGAUUUUUUGGUGUGCUUCAGUGCUUAUAUUGGUGUAGUCUUUGGCAGUGUUGAAAUUGGCCUAGUCAUAGCAGUUGCUGUAUCUCUACUUCGAGUACUUUUAUUUAUUGCUAGGCCAAGGACAUUUCUUUUAGGCAACAUUCCAAAUUCUGCAGUAUAUAGAAAUGUAGAGCAAUAUCCAAAUGCAAAUCAUAUUCCCGGAAUCCUAAUUCUUGAAAUUGAUGCACCAAUUUACUUUACCAAUGCAAGCUAUUUAAGAGAGAGGAUCACAAGGUGGAUUGAUGAAGAGGAAGACAGAAUUAAAGCUACAGGGCAAACCAGUUUGCAGUAUGUUAUAAUGGAUAUGACUGCUGUUGGCAACAUUGAUACAAGCGGAAUAAGCAUGCUUGAGGAGUUAAAGAAGAUUGUUGACAGAAGAGGGUUGCAACUUGUUUUGGUCAAUCCUGGAAGCGAGGUGAUGAAGAAGUUGAACAAAUCCAAGUUCCUUGAUGAAUUGGGGCAGAAAUGGAUUUAUCUGACAGUUGAAGAGGCUGUUGGAGCAUGCAACUUCAUGCUCCAUACGCACAAACCAAACCCCAUGAAAGAUGAAUCAGAAGGUUGGAACAAUGUCUGAGUCUCAGUAAUGUAACAGAGAUUGUUUAGAUCUCAUGAAGCUUACGAGUUUUCUUCUUAGCUAAGUCAACCUUACACUAGGUGGCAUGAGAGUUUGAGAAUCAUGCUGCAAAGGAUUUAGAGGCAUAGGUGCAUGAGUAUUUUAAUUUCUCCAAAUGAUGAGUUGGAAGAAAGUUC
Abrus precatorius (Indian licorice) is the source of this 2230-nucleotide messenger RNA. Its product is annotated as sulfate transporter 3.1-like. The coding region runs from base 93 to 2054 and encodes 653 amino acids. Gene Ontology annotation, cellular component: membrane. NCBI's taxonomy places the organism in Eukaryota, Viridiplantae, Streptophyta, Magnoliopsida, Fabales, Fabaceae. The record is from RefSeq and is a predicted model, not a curated record. The transcript is spliced from 12 exons. Gene Ontology annotation, biological process: transmembrane transport. Gene Ontology annotation, molecular function: secondary active sulfate transmembrane transporter activity.